AUUUACAAAAUGCAGCGCUACCUAUCACGAUCCAUGGCAACAAUCGCAUACACAAUUUGAAAUUGAUCGAAACCUGUCGAAACAUAAACAACAUGGCGAAUAAAAGAAAUACAACGUUACAUGCAAUCAGCUUUCUCGAUGUUAAACAGUUUAAUCUCAAAAAAUGUCGACUGAAAAGGUUCUUUAUCAGUUGUAUCAACCCCAUGGUACUGGUACCGUUUUCAUUUCCUGGCGUCCUGGUAAUAGCACUCAUUUAGCAACUACUGGUUAUGAUUCUUCAGUUGCUAUUUUUGAUAGACAAGGCGAUUUGCAAGAACGUAUCCAAAUUGCUGGUCUGUGCACUGGUUUUGGAUGGGAUUCUGAUGGAGAUCUAUUGGCUAUUAUAUCGCAGAAUUCCUCUACCAUCACAUUAUGGGAUGCAACAACUGGAAAAAAGACACAAAUAGAUGCUGGCGUAAGAGAUGGAUUAACAUGCAUGAUAUGGGCGAAAAGAACUUGUCUGUUAGCAGUAGGAACACAAAAAGGGAAUCUGGUGCUUUAUGAUCAUUUAAAUGCCAAACGAAUACCAAUUUUGGGGAAACACAGAAAGAAGAUAACUUGUGGUGCUUGGUCUUAUGAAGGUCUCCUUGCAUUAGCCAGUGAAGACAAGGUUUUAACUAUCAGCACAAGUGAUGGGGAUACAAAACGUGAAAUACCUCUUCAAGGUGAUGCAUCUGAUAUUCAGUUUAAUGAGAUGAAAAUGGAUCACAGAGUUGGGGGUGAAAAUACAGUAUCUCUUAUUAUUAGUAAAACUACUUUAUUUUUAUACAAUAUUUUGGAUCCAGAAAAUCCUAUUGAAUUAGCUUUUCAAAAACGUUAUGGUUCUAUUGUUACUUAUAAAUGGUAUGGGGAUGGCUAUAUUUUAGUCGGUUUUCAAACUGGGUAUUUCACUGCAAUAUCCACGCAUAUUAAAGAGGUUGGUCAAGAACUAUUUCAAGUUAAGAAUCAUAAAGAUUCCUUGACUGACUUGACUAUAAGUCAAAUAAUAGGGAAAAUUGCUACAUGUGGAGAUAAUACCAUAAAAAUACAUAAUCUGCAAAAUUUAGAAGAAACUGAAAAAUUAAUUUCAGUAAGUGGUGAAACUGGAAUUAGUACAGUAGAAUGGUCAAUGGAUGGUACAAUGAUAGCAACUGUGACUCACAGUGGUAAUGUUUUGGUCUAUUUAAUACAAAUCCCUAAAUUAUCCAGCGUCUGUGGAAAUAGAAUUGCACUACUUACCAGUUUAACAGAAAUUACAGUCCAUCUCUAUACAUUAGAUAAGGAGAAAUCAGAACCAAUAAUAAUUAACAGUAUAAUAGAACCGUCGGUAUUAACAAUAGGUCCCAUGCAUGCAGCAGUAGGAUUAAACAACAGAGCAUUGUUCUGGGAUAUAACUGAAAGCCAUUAUAAUACUACAGUGCACUUCGAAAGAGAUUAUUUAGCAACAAUAGAUAGUAUAAGAUUGAAUGAAGCCUAUGCAUCUGUUUUAUUCGAUGGCAAAUUACAGUUGCAUUCGAUUAAAAUGGAUCAAACACUAACAAAAGAAGGGAAAGACACGAAAAUGUUUCCAGACUUAAAUGCUUCAGACUUUAAAGUAACGUGCCAUGCUCUUAGUAACGACUUUUUAAUCUAUGGCAGUGAUAUGGGCCACAUAAUUUAUUUUUGUUUAGAAGUCUUUACUCAAUGUACUGAACAUGUACAUGAUAAUGGCAUAAAGGAAAUCUAUUUAGAUACAAAUGGAACACAAUUGUGUUUCAUAGAUAAUAAGUUUGACGCUUAUAUGUAUAAUCCUGUCCAAGAAACUGUUUUACAAAUUCCUGAUUGUCUAGAUUAUAUUCGAGGUGUAAUUUGGGAUCAAAAUAUUAUGGAACGUAAUAUAUUUGCUAUUUACAAUAAAACUGUCAUUACUACAUAUAUGUUUGUGAAAUACUUUAUUGAAGGUACAAAAAUUAUAAAGAUAAAUACAACAAAACUGCCAUCUGAAACAUUACCACUACUGAUGUAUUCUGGAGAAUUGACAUUAAGUUCAACAAGUAAUAAAUUAAUGCAAAUUACAUUGUCUUCUCAUGAAGAUAUAGGAAAUAUUGUGGAAUAUACAAAAAUGAAAGAAAUAUUAGAAAAUCAGAUUCUUUGCAGAAGAUAUCAACAGGCAUGGGACACAUGUGAAAGAAUCAACGAAAAAGAUUCAUGGUUAAAAUUAGGAGAAAGUGCAAUUGCAAAUUUGAAUAUUAAUUUUGCAAUUCGAAUUUAUCGCUACUUGGAAGAUGCUGCAAUGGUUUGGGCAUUACAAAAUAUGGAAAAUAUUGAUGAAUUGCCAUUGUUAUGUGGACAUGCUUGUAUUUUACUUGGUAAUUAUAAUGAGGCAGAACAAUUUUUUUUACAAUCAUCAGAACCAGUACAAGCUUUGUAUUUAAGAAGGGACUUAAUGCAAUGGGAACAAGCAUUGAAUUUAGCACAGAAGUUGAAAGCUGAUGAAAUUCCUUAUAUUGCUAGAGAAUAUGCUCAACAGUUAGAGUUUACAGGUAAUUAUCCAAAAGCGUUAACAAAUUACGAACGUGGAUUAAUAGAUUCAAAUAAUAUAUCUAAUGCAACUGCACAUAAUCCGCAUCAUCGAAAUUUAUGUCUUGCUGGAAUUGCGAGAAUGUCUAUCAGAUGUGGAGAUAGUAGAAAAGGAGUGAGCAUAGCUAUGGAUAAUGAAAGUUCAAGACACUUACGAAAAGAAUGUGCAGAAAUACUAGAAUCAAUGAAACAAUUUAAUGAAGCUGCAUUGUUAUAUGAAAAAGCUGAAUAUUUUGAUAAAGCAGCUUCUGCAUAUAUAAAAUUAAAAAAUUGGCAAAAAGUGGGGCAACUUUUACCACAAAUUUCAUCUGCCAAAAUUAAUAUACAAUAUGCCAAAGCCAAAGAAGCUGAAGGCAAAUAUGAAGAAGCAGCUAAAGCAUAUGAGACUGCAAAAGAUUAUGAGAACAUAAUUAGAAUUAAUUUGGAAUAUUUAAAUAAUCCUGCUCGAAGUGUUGAAGUAGUACAACAAACUAAAAGUAUAGAAGGAGCUAAACUAGUCGCAAAAUACUUUCAAAAAAUGAAUGACUAUAAUUCAGCAAUUAAAUUUCUGAUUUUAUCAAAUUGUCACGAAGAAGCGUUCCAGUUAGCUAAUCAACACGGAAAAAUGGAAUUGUAUGGGGAAAUCCUAAUAAAUACAAUUGACGAUAGCAAUGCACGAAGAGAAGAUUUUAAAAGUCUUGCAAUGCAUUUCGAAUCUCAGAAAAAUAAUUUUUUAGCUGGAAAAUAUUACUUUCAUGCUAAGGAAUAUCAAAAAGCAUUGCGGCAUUUGUUAAAAGCUGCUCAAUUAGUAACAGAUGAAAAUGAAGUCCUGUCAUUAGCUAUUGAUGCAGUUGCUUCUUCAAAAGAUGACAAAUUAGCAAAUCAAUUAAUUGAUUUUUUAUUAGGUGGAGAUGGAUUACCUAAGGAUCCUAAAUAUCUAUUUAGAUUAUACAUGGCUAGAAAACAAUACAAAGAAGCUGCAAAAACAGCAAUUAUAAUUGCAAAUGAAGAACAAAUUAAUGGAAAUUAUAGAAGCGCUCAUGAUGUUUUAUUUGGCAUGUAUCAAGAACUGAAAAAAAAUAAAAUCAAUAUACCUUCAGAAAUGCAAGAUAAUUUAAGACUUUUACAUUCAUACAUUCUUGUCAGGCUUCAUGUAAAAAAAAAUGAUCAUUUACGUGGUGCUCGUAUGUUAAUAAGAGUAGCUAAUAAUAUAUCAAAAUUUCCAUCACAUAUUGUUCCAAUUUUGACUUCAACUGUAAUAGAAUGUCAAAGAGCUGGAUUGAAGUACGCUGCAUUUAAUUACGCCGCUAUGUUGAUGCGUCCGGAAUAUAGAAGCCAAAUUGAUGCUAAGUACAGUAAAAAGAUUGAAGCAAUUGUAAGAAAGCCACCAAAAUCAAAAGAUAACGAAAUUGAAGACGAACCUCUAACUCCAUGCCCAUAUUGCAAGAAUAAACUUCCAGAAACAGAGAUUAAUUGCAACAAAUGCAAAAAUACAAUACCUUUUUGUAUAGUUACAGGACGACAUAUCAUUGAAAAUGACUUUACAGCGUGUCCACAGUGUGAUUUUCCUUGUAUAAAAAGUGAAUUCUUAAGGAUCAUUGAAUCUGAAAAGACAUGCCCUAUGUGCUCAGAAAAAGUAGAUGUUAACAUGGUUUCAUCUACUCUUGACAUCCGUCUGUAUCUCGAUUUUCAAGAAGAAAAACCGUCAAUGAAAACCUAAAGAGUUUUAGCUAUAAUUUAAUAGAAGAUAGAAAAGUUAUUAUUUUUAUCAAACAGUGCCGUCCAAUAUGAGUACAACAUAAUUAAGUACAAGUAGCUUAUAUAAAUUCAUAUAUUAUUUAUAAAAUUUGUGCACAAAUCAAAUAAUGAUCACGUGGAAACAUCAAUAGUAUGUAGAUAUUAUUGCCAAUAAACUAGUCUCCAGCAAGUAUAAUUGAUUCAAUUCCACUACUACUAUUCUGACUACUUUAAACAAUUUGCUUUAAAUCAUUAAAACUACUUUAAAUCAUUAAAAGUUGCAGAAUUCUUACGUGGUUUUAUUCGAUCUGAGUAUUAUUAACACGCAUAUCUAACAUAUACAUUUAAGAUAUGCUUAAUACGCGAGAAUUUGAUAAACACUGAUAAGGCACAAUAAAGCGGCAUCUAACGGGUUUGCAUCAAUUAAAAUUCAAUUUAUCAAGAUAUUUUCGCACAAACACGUAGAAAUAUAUACGUAUCAGAAAAAUGACAACAUAGCAUGACUUUGAAAAAUUGAACUCAAUAUAAUGACGUUGAAUAUCUCGCAAUAAUCGUUCUAAUAGAUUCUUUAAAGUACAUGUUUAUACCUUUACUAUGUUAAAUUGAUUGAAAUAAAAUACAUUGAAGACGAAAA
This is a messenger RNA of Frieseomelitta varia, 4927 nucleotides long. It is a transcript of the gene Oseg6, whose product is annotated as WD repeat-containing protein 19. The coding region runs from base 164 to 4276 and encodes 1370 amino acids. The record is from RefSeq and is a predicted model, not a curated record. Gene Ontology annotation, cellular component: intraciliary transport particle A; cilium. The transcript has 20 exons. Gene Ontology annotation, molecular function: protein binding. Gene Ontology annotation, biological process: intraciliary retrograde transport; cilium assembly. NCBI's taxonomy places the organism in Eukaryota, Metazoa, Arthropoda, Insecta, Hymenoptera, Apidae.